GGGAAAAAAGAAACAUAGGAAGAAUAUGAUGAUAAAUGACUGAUGGGGCAGGGAGAGGAGUAGGAGGAAGGAUAGUGUACAGAUAGUGACGAGAGUUAGAGCGAAGGUUGUGAAUAGUGGUUUGAAGGGUUGGGAAGAAAGCGGAAGCAUUGCUCUUAAACACGUCUUGAUAGAUGAUAAGGUACGACAGUCUAGACUAAGAGAGAAAAACGAACAAGAGAUGCAGACAUGAAGAAGUCGAGUGAAAUGGUCUUUACGUUGGGUCUUUCAACCCUUGCUACAUCCAAAUUAUCAUUCGCAGCACAGCCCACAUCGAAAUCACAGCUGGAGCACUGGCCAAUGCACAAAGCUAAAAUCUUUUGUUUUCACCGCAGCUUCUCCAUACACGUGCCCUUUCUGUCCGUGUAUAAAAGGACACCGCCACCUGAAGAACACUUCGACCGCAAAUUUAGCCAGGACUCGGGACCGGGUCUCGACUCAUUUGCACUGGGUUGGACUCUCUUUAAGCAUUCAUCAUGCCACCCUUCUUUAUCUUCAAGUGUGAUCGAGGAAGAGCUACGGUGCGGAAGCUAUGAGAGGAAAAAAAAAUAAUGCCUUGCUGAAGGUACGGUGAGAAAUAUUCAGUGGGGACUGAAGUGAUAUAGAUUUACUUCAAGUACACGUAUGCCAGUUGCAGAGCUCGAUUUUAUCUUGUUGGAGGUCCCACCGCUGCGCUGAGAUUAACCUCUAUUUCAGGAGUCUUGGCCUUAAGAAGUGUUCAGACAUAUUUCCCUCUUUGCUUACAUGCUUAAAUUCAUUGGUUAACACACGCUUGAUCUGUACAGGUUGUGCUCAUGCAAAGGACAUUGUUGAAUCUUGCAUCAAGAGAUUUGGAUACGUUUUGAGUUACUUUUCUUGAGUGGCGGCAGCUGUUAUAGGGCGCACCGGUGUUUCACAUAUUUACUCGUUGUCAAUAUAAUCCGAUGCAGUCCGCAAGCUGGUAAGGGAAGAUGAG
Gamsiella multidivaricata is the source of this 994-nucleotide messenger RNA. RefSeq lists its product as uncharacterized. The transcript has a single exon. The record is from RefSeq and is a predicted model, not a curated record. NCBI's taxonomy places the organism in Eukaryota, Fungi, Mortierellomycota, Mortierellomycetes, Mortierellales, Mortierellaceae. The coding region runs from base 229 to 591 and encodes 120 amino acids.